AUGGGAUUUGUUUCUUGUAGGAGUGGAGGCUCCGAGGAUAUGGAAUUAGCUACUCACAGUGAGUGUUGUGAUAAGCGCGUUGAUGAUAAGGAUCUUGUGAAUAUGUAUGGAGGUGUGGCAUAUGACCAUGAUAGCAUGCCAAAACUUCUUGCUGUGCACUUUUCAGCACAUGAAAGAACGAAUUCAGUGGUCAACCAUGCAGAAAAGCCACAAUGUUCCACGGUGGAGUCGAUGACCAAGAACUGGCGCUCGAUUUUAAUUGGAAUCAGAAGCAGCUCAGAACGACUUGGGGAAUUAACCAGCCAGAGAUCAUAUAUUGAUCUGAAAGAACAUUUGGAGUCGGUUACAAACGUGAAAGGAGUUUCGGUGAGUCUGUUUAUUGCCGUAAUGUACCAGCCUUGCUACAAUCUUAAGUGAUACUCUGGACUUAGGAUCUUAAAAAAUUGAUUCCUCUGUAGACGCAUUUAUAUUAUUAUUUUACAGUUGACGGAGUUUGGUUUGGAGCAUUUCAUUCAAGGUAAUUCACGAGCUUACAAUUCGAUAUCCUCAACUUCGGCCGAAAGGGGAUUUUAUGACAAGAGAUCACCAUAUAAUGGGACGUUGGUAAACGACCACGGUAACUCCGAUACGAAAUACAGGUUAAGCUGUGACAAGAUUGCCACGGGCGAUAAUCAAGCAGGCAAGUCACUAAUACGUCACUUGUUGCUUAACAAGAACGAAGACAAUUUCAAGUGCUCAGCAGCUGUUGCAGAAUUGAUCCCACCAUCUGAAACAUGGUCCUCUUCGGUUAAUUUAAGCGCAAAUUCUUUUACAGCUUCUGACCUCGGGAAGCAGAAUAAUGACAAGUUAGAGACCCUUGAAUGGCGUAAUGUUGGUGUGUUGGCCGAUACUCAGAAAUACUCUUAUGAGUUUUAUACUGACAAGAAUUCAAAGCUUUUUACAGACAAGGAUUCGAAAGCAUCACCUGGCAAUGACUGUCGUCAACGAAAAGUAGAUGAAAGCGUCAAAACUGAAAAUACACCUGAUAGAUGUACCUCUUCCACGAAAACUCAUGAUUUUCCCGUCGGCAAAGAUAAUGGAAUUGCUGAUCGUUCAGAGGCAGACAAAAAGAAUCCAAAAUCCUCCUUUGUUAAUGUCAAGUUAUUAGAAAUAAAUCCGCUUGGAUGUGAUGCAGAGAAACGUCAAACUGACUGCCUAAUACCACGCAAACGGCCACGGAAGUCAUUUCCAAGGAAGCUCAAUCCAGGCAGAGGAAAUUUAGAUUUUGACCUCCUUAGCAAUUGCAGUGAAGAAACGCUAAGUGCUGAUGAAAUAACUCCAGAGCUGUCCCCUCAGCGGUGCACAUCAGUGGCCUCUCCCGUUCACAAGGAUGGGUGUACUUCAAUACUUUCUUCUAGACGUGACCUAUGCAAACCAGUAGUUUCUUUUGGGAAAGGACAGCAGAAUGCAACAGCGGUUGCUGCCGUAAAGGAUGAACAAAGUUCAAUUGUGGCUUCCUUUGAAGAGGAAGUGAAGGGUUGUGAAGGUAGUUGCGCUGAAAGGGAAGAACAGAGGUCACCAGUAGUUUCUACUGAAAAGGAAAAGAAGAGUGUAGUAGCAGUUCAAUGCAAUACAGAACUUCCUCCUGAAAAGGAAGUCCAGAGUAUAUCUAAAGUUUCUCUCGAGAAGAGAGACCUAUCUGAAGCGUGUGUUCUUCCUGAAAGCAUGGGGUCUCAUCGAGUGUCACAUAGAGGGACAAAAAUACUCUUCAAGAGGACCGGAGGUAAUGAUAAAAGGCAGAGAACGUGUGUGGUAUAAUUGUUAGUGUGUAUAGAUAGUGUUGCAUGGGAUCAAGGGCUCUCAGUAUGGUGAUUUAAUAUUUCGAGCGUAGCGUUUGAACUUAUGUGGAAGUAUCCUUUCAAACACUAGCCCUGUUUCAAGACUAUUUCUGUGAGUCCGGCGAGUCAUUUGCAGUAGUGUCUGUCGAAAACAACAGAAAUAUUUAAAAGCGGGGAAACUGAAAUUAAGACUAUGAAAAUUAAUCGUGCAUGGAGUGUAUUUGAAUGGAGUGGUGUUACACUUAUGCCUGACCCAGUGAAGUUGCCGAUCAAAUGUGUGCGGAGAACAUAAAGGAGAAAUGAGAACUAUAUUGAAAAGGGAAACACAUACAAAAAGCUUCAAGCGCGGGGAAACGCUAGUGACUUAGUGUCGAUGUUGCAGCUAUUUCCAGUUUGCAACUGAGACGGUGUCGCAAGUGUUUCUUUUUUUGUAGCUUCUGUUUGAUCAGUCACAGAACGUGAUGAAGUAAAACCAAUGAUUAUUAGAUUCCGGGUGACAUUCAUCCAUUCGUCACUCACACGUUGUGCCUAAAUAUCGAACAAUUUGUUUUUACUUUUGAUCUCAGGUGUAUGGUCAGUUUCCUCACCGACGAACUUAGGGGUCGGAGCAGACAGAGCGAGUAAAGAAACGUGUAGCUCUGGCAAACCAAUGCAAAGUACUGGGAAUGCACCCAAUGCUGCUCAAGAUUUCAACGACCUCUAUCGUGAAAAACCAACUGAAAAGAUUUGCGUUUUCACCGGUCGGCCAAUUGCUUCUCUUUUAAACGCUGAGGAGCCCUGUUUCUCUUCCGCGUUAGAUCGGGAAGCACGCAUCAAGGAACUACUCAUUAGACAAGAGAAGCUUUUGGCACAAAUGCGGCAGCAGACAGUGACGUCUCAAAACUAACCAGAAUGAUGCACAACCAGUUACACCGUAUUAUAAUUGUCGCAAGCGGUUUGGUUGUGUUUUGUUUUUAUCUCAUGUAAAGACUUUUACUGCGUAGAAAGUUUUGGUCUUUCUGCAGCAAACCAAUGGAUGUUGGUCUUUACAAAGCAAGGUCUUUUUUACGCUUACGAAAUGCUUUCUUGGUGAUAAGUUCUUGUUUUCGUAAUAUAGUGAUAAAUUGCUGUGGAUACUAUUUUUCCAAUUGUAAUGGUUACUUUGCAAUUUUACAGUCAAAAUUCCUAAAAGCUACAUUUCGCGCUGCAUCAGUCGGUAUAGCGACAAAAACUAGUUAGAUCAUUUAUGUUUGAACAUUCAGGUAGUAUACACCUU
Messenger RNA from Pocillopora meandrina, 3072 nucleotides. The record is from the annotation of a GenBank genome assembly. Lineage: Eukaryota; Metazoa; Cnidaria; Anthozoa; Scleractinia; Pocilloporidae.